GAGCGAGUGUUCCUUUUAUCUCUACUUCUCAUGUAGCGUCUAAAAACCUUUCUGCACGUGUGCGUUUGUAUUUUAUUUUAUUCUACGUAGCAUACGUAGAAUAAAAUAAAAUCUACGUAGAUAGAUUUUAUUGUCUAUAUCUCGUACAAUAUAUCACAAUGGUUGUGAGAGGAAAAAAAAAAUACGCGUCAGGUGAGGGAGCUCAGUUUAUCAGCAGAAGGGCUGCCGUCAGAAAAUUGCAGCUGUCGCUGAAGGACUUCCGCAAAUUAUGCAUAUUGAAAGGUAUAUACCCAAGGGAGCCGCGUAACCGUAAAAGGGCGCAGAAAGGUGAUCCUGGCAUCAAGAUCUUGUAUCACAAGAAAGACAUUCAGUUUCUGAUGCACGAGCCGAUCAUAUGGAAACUACGAGACUACAAGAUAUUCAAUCGGAAGAUCGGGCGGGCGAAAGCCAUGAAGGACUUCGCCAAAGUGAAGCGAUACUUACACAACCAUCCCACGUUGAAACUGGAUCACAUCGUUAAGGAACGUUAUCCGACGUUCAUAGAUGCGCUGCGCGAUCUGGAUGACUGUCUGACCCUCUGCUUCCUGUUCAGCACGUUUCCGUCGUUGCCUCACAUACCAAGAGACCAAUCGCUGCUGUGCAGAAGACUAACCAUCGAAUUCCUGCAUGCUGUUAUGACUGCGAGAGCGCUGCGCAAAGUAUUCGUGUCCAUCAAAGGAUACUAUUACCAAGCGGAGUUGAAGGGCCAAACGAUAACGUGGAUAGUGCCGCACCAUUUCGCCUUCGAGCCGCAGGCGAAGAACGAGGUCGACUUCAAGCUCAUGUCGACGUUCGUCGAAUUCUACAUCAUGAUGCUCGGCUUCGUGAAUUACAGGCUGUAUCACAGUCUUAACAUGCACUAUCCUCCAAAAUUGAGCUUCACCGGAGAUACCGAGAAGAUGCUGGUGGAUGAAGAAGCUUACAUGUCGGAGAGAAUAAGUGCAUUGAAUGUACCACUGACCAACUUGGAUGCCUCAACAUCGACUGGAGACCCAGUCGAGAUUGAUCAGUUCUCAAGUGAAACAGAUCCGGCCAAAAUAGAGGCUGCCAGGCUGGAAGCUGAAAAGACACAGAAUCUAAAAUCCUUGUUUAAGAACGUAAAAGUGUUUAUUAACAGAGAAGUACCUAGAGAGCCGUUGGUGUUCAUCUUACGUUGUUUCGGCGGCCUGGUGUCUUGGGACAAACUACUCUUCGUCGGAGCCACCUUUGACGAGAAUGACGAAACAAUUACUCAUCAGAUUGUAGAUAGACCGAGCAUGAAUAAACAAUAUAUGUCCAGAUAUUACGUACAACCGCAGUGGGUUUUCGAUAGCGUAAAUGCGAGGGAAUUGCUGCCUGUACAGAAGUACAUAAUGGGUGCGAUGCUUCCACCUCACCUCUCGCCGUUCACCGAGAGCCGGCAGGAUCAAACUUACAUUCCUCCAGAGGAACGUGCUCUCAUGGAUCCUGAUUUUAAACUGAACGAUGCGGAAAACGAAUUGGACGAAGAGGCAGAGAAGGACGAUGAAGAAGAAGAAGAAGAAGAAGAGGAAGAGGAAAAGGAGGAAGAGGAGGAAGAAGAAAAGGAGGAAAUGGAAAUUGAAGAUCUGAGUGCGGGAAGUGCAGAGGAAAAUGAAGAUGAUGACGACGACGACGAUGAUGAUGAUGAUGCAGAGGAAGAUGAGAAAGAUGAUGAGCAGGCCGAUGCACAAACUAUUGAGAAACUAUCAAAAGAGAAGGAGAAGGAAAAGUUCCGAUUGGAACAGAAGAAGAAUAUGCAGGUAAAGAUUGGUGAGAGAACGAAGGUGGAUCCGUGGGAGAAAGCUCGACAAGAGAAGCAAGAGUAUCGUCUGAGGGAGAAGAUGAUCAAGAAGAAACAUCGCAAGUUGUAUAGAAGCAUGAUGAAGGGCCGAGAGGAUAGAGCGAAGCAAAUUUGGCUGUUGCGGAAAAAGAGGCGCAUCCACGAUACUAAUGAAAAGGAGAAGCGAAAGGAGCAACAAAAGACGAAUCAUUCGAAAAAAAGUCCAAAAAUAAGGUGUAACGAUGAAUUAAUUUGAGUUCGACAUAAAGCGGUAUUUUUUUGCUCACAUGAAAAUUAAUAUUGUACGUUAAUCACACGUAAAAUAUAUUACAACAAUUAUUCUACGCAACCACUGCACAUUACAUCUAUGUUCAGCCAUUAUUUUGGACCUUAAAAUAAAUUUUCCAACACUUAAAUCUA
Messenger RNA from Ooceraea biroi (clonal raider ant), 2239 nucleotides. RefSeq names its product pescadillo homolog. Gene Ontology annotation, cellular component: nucleolus; PeBoW complex. The record is from RefSeq and is a predicted model, not a curated record. NCBI's taxonomy places the organism in Eukaryota, Metazoa, Arthropoda, Insecta, Hymenoptera, Formicidae. Gene Ontology annotation, biological process: maturation of LSU-rRNA from tricistronic rRNA transcript (SSU-rRNA, 5.8S rRNA, LSU-rRNA); ribosome biogenesis. Gene Ontology annotation, molecular function: RNA binding.